UAAGAACUUCCUCCAGUGAAAUUGAAGUUUAUUCUAACGAGUUUGGAGCAUCUUCUUACAACAUAUAAUUAAUGGCAACUAAUAUAUUGUCAUCUCUUCUACUUUCUUCGUUGUUGGUGUUUGCUUUCUUCCUUAUGCCAAUGAUAUCAGGACAAAUGGUACCAUGCCUACCUGGGGAAUGUACAGACUCAGCAGCAUGCGAUGCAGCUUGCAAAUCUAAAGGAAACGAAGGAGGCGCUUGUAUACUCAUCAGUGUUGACGCAAAGUCCGGUGAUUGUUGCUGCAAAGCUAAUAAUUUUGAAUCUCUUGAUGAUUCUUCCAUAUCUGAUGCCACCAAUGUCAUUACUAAUUAAUUUCAUCAUUUUAUAGAUAAGUACUUUUAUUAUCAUAUGAAUAAGAAAACAUUUAUAAAAAUAUGUUUGAGUAUGGAUUCUAUAUCCCAUAUAACGGUAUUAUAAUGUGGUUCCCGUUUGAC
Molecule: messenger RNA, 475 nt
Organism: Thlaspi arvense
Lineage: Eukaryota; Viridiplantae; Streptophyta; Magnoliopsida; Brassicales; Brassicaceae
Source: the annotation of a GenBank genome assembly